AUUCCUUCGGUGAGUAUUCGUUCAGCCAACUUGGACCUGUGAGAGAAGACUCGUGGUACAGUAAAGAAAAAAAAAUAUAAACAGGACACAUUCAAUGGCUACUUCGAAUAGCCCGCCCCACAAAGGCGAUGUUUCCACGUGCUCGGUUUGCUUUGAACGAUACAAAAACCCUCGAUACCUGCCGUGUCUUCAUUCCUUUUGUCACUCCUGCUUGGAAUCUUACAUAGUGUCUACCUGCAUUGCUAAGGAAGCCCCUGUUGGAUUCCGGUGCCCACUGUGUAGAGAGUUUGUAGCUGCCCCUGGCACGUUUAGCUCACCAGAAAAAUGGGCCAAGCAACUGCCGCUGAACGAGUCUUUGAUCACUUAUCUAAAAAGCGAAAAGCCUUUGGAGGACCAUGAAACGUGCGAAGCGUGCAGAAGGACACAAGAGGAUCAACCGGCCUCGUUUUGGUGCAAAUCGUGCAUGGAGUCUCUGUGCGAUAUGUGUACGAAAUAUCACCGGAAGAAUAUGAUGACGCAAGAUCACAAGCUCGUGCAACUCAGUGAAAUAAAACUGUCUGGAUCGGCGAUGAUUGCCGAGAACGUCUGCACGAAACAUAAAGGGGAGAUAAUGAAAAUGUUUUGUGCCGACCAUAAGGAGGCUUGCUGUACAACUUGUGUGAGCUUUGAACACAGGAAAUGCAAUAAUGUCGACAGCAUCGAUAAGUGUCUUACCGAGCUUCAAGAGGGUAAACAGAUGGAACGAUUAUUGAGGGAGAUCGACAAGCUAUCGCUCAAACUGAACAACAUAGCAAAGGAGGAAGAGGAGAAUGUUUCACAGAUAGAUCGGCAAUCCAACGAACUUAUCCAGUCGGCUGAGAAACUGCUACAAGAAACGCAGGCUCAUCUCGAGGAACUGAAACAAAUCUAUCUGCGGGAAUUGUCGAAGAUCAUGAAAGACAGAAAAGGGAAAGUAAACUCCUCUCUGGAAGCCAUUAGCGAAAAGAAACACUAUGUUGAACAUUGCAAACAGCUGCUUUCUCAGGUAAAAGACAGUGGAUCAGAUAUCGCCUACGUCUGUAAGUUUUACGAAGUGAAGCACAAAAUUGACGAAAUAAAGAAGACCUAUAUCAAUAAAGUGUCAUUCGAUAUCCAAGGGAAAUUAUCAUCCAAAAUCAAAGAAUUGAAAAGCAUUUCCAAGCUUUCCGAGCUCUCUGUAUUCCAGAAGUCUUGUUCCAUGGAGUUUGGGUUUGACGUGAAAUCGGCGCGCAUGACUUUGGAAUCUGAAUUCACCAUCGAGAACAGUUGGAUUUACGGGGGAUGUUUUCUUCCGAGCGGGGGGAUUCUGCUGGCGGAUUAUCCAAACUUCCGAUUUAUUUACCUGGACUGCGUCGGAAAAUCGAUUCUUCAGGGAAAACUUGUCGGACCAAAACCAAGGGACAUAAUCGUGUCAGGAUCUGACAUAUUAAUUGCACUGGAAGGCUUAAACGCGCUACAAAAAGUCGCCAUGGGAAAAUUCAGCCUCGGGUCAACCAUACCAACCGGCGAAUCCUGCUUGGGGAUCGCAAAAUUCCAAGAAUACCUUUACGUCACACGGCCAACCUCUAUCAUCAAACUAGACAAACAGGGUAAUAUUCUGAAGACCUACCCCACCCGGAAGUGGACAUACUCGGUGACCGUGACCGGAAGUGGUGAUAUCGUGCACUGCCAUUACGGCGGAAAUUCCGUCACUGCCAUGCGCGAUGACGGUCAGACACUCUGGGUAUACAAACACCCGCAGCUGAUUGGCCCGGUAUGCGUGACUGUGGAUUUCUUGGAUAAUAUAUACGUGGCGGGAGAACAAUCCAACAAUAUCCACAUCCUGUCAGGCAAAGGGAAGCUACUCCGAAUUCUCUCCGAUGUUCCCAAACCGUUCUGUAUGAGAUUUAAGGAGGGUAGUCUCUCAUUUCUUGUGGUUACGAACGGCAAUUGCGUAAAGGUGUACAAUCUGAAAACUGACUAAAAAAAAACAUCGCUGAAAAUUAUACCGAAAAUAUAACCCCCUAACGGAAGCGUGAAUUGUGAAAGUGCUAUGCUUAUAGAUUUACCUGUAAAGUUCAUUUGACAAUUAUCUAAGGAUUGAAAUUUGUAUAAACGUGUUUAUGUUAACUUUAUUAAAUCACUUUGAAACUUUU
Molecule: messenger RNA, 2153 nt
Organism: Magallana angulata
Lineage: Eukaryota; Metazoa; Mollusca; Bivalvia; Ostreida; Ostreidae
Product: tripartite motif-containing protein 59-like
Exons: 1
Coding region: 95-1981 (628 amino acids)
Molecular function (GO): zinc ion binding
Source: RefSeq, a predicted model, not a curated record